UUUUACCGGAACUAUUUUUGUGUAUUGAAUGAUCGGAUGCUACAGGUCGUAUUUGAUGUGUAUCAAAAUUCGAUGAUAUCUGUUGGAUUUUGUUGUUUGUAAUGUGUGUUAAAAUGUAGGAAUAACCCAAAACAAUAUUCCAGAAUGUCUUGGAAAAGAAAAACAAUCUAUUUAAUCGCGUGGACCGUGGUGAUAGGACUCUCAUAUGGUGUUGACAUAACUAUAAAUAACCAAGAAAAUGGAUUUUUUCUGAAACCAAUUUAUGAUAAACAUAAACCAUGGGAUCCUGCAGUCGAGGAAGAAAAUUUCGUCAUUACACAAAAAUCAGAUAAGUUAACUUUCCAUGCAUUUAAUGGUCCUUUUGAUGAUUAUAAAACUGUUACCGGCAGUGAUGCUGAAGACAUGGCAUCGUACUUACAACGAGCAGGUAACAAUAACAACAACUUUGUAUAUGAAAACAUGGAUAUAAGUGCUCAUAUUGUAAGUCAAAAAGUUUCACCGAAAUGGCCAAAAUUACAAAUUAUGAUUCACGCUAGUCCCCGAUUUAAUGUAAACAGUAAGCAUCGACAGAAAUCAAAUGUUUAUUCUCGGACGUUAUGUGGUCACAUUUUUGUUCGUAACACCAAAGCAGAGUUAUCUUCCAUUUGUGUCAUUGGAAGUCACGAAGAGGCCUGUGUUGCCACUAUCAGUCUACCAAAUGCAUGGUGGCAUUCAAAUAGUUCAGUGGAUGUAUACUAUGCUGUAUCGUCGUCCAAUCAAAACCAGGAAUGUGCUAGUGCAUCCAAUUCUAUUAAAGCUCUUACAGAACCAGAAAAGGAAGAAGAGACCAGUCCAAGGAAAUUAAUUUUAAGUGUUAUUUUGUCAAAUCCAGGAAAUACAUUUGAAGUUCGACAAGAUGAACAAAUUCGUAUUUAUGUUCCAACAGAAGUAUUUGAACCAAAAACGAUAUUUGAAAUUCCAGUAAAAUUAGAGUCAAACUCAACAAUACAAGUGUUUGUGAUGAGAUGUCGUGUUCGUGAUGGACUUAUUAUCACAGGAGCCAUUGCCAAGGCUGAUGGACCAUGGCAGAUACAUGUAGAUAUUAACGAAAGACAGAAAAUUGGCAGUGUGACUGCGUUUGUCCGAGAUACAUCAUCCUACAAAGUUUCUACGAGGAUUCAGGAUAUAUUUAAAUGGCAGUUGGAGGUUGAAGAUGAUAGAUCUAAGAUUGACACUGGUCGUAUUGUCUGGAGUGUGGAGUAUGAGAGGACGUCCAAACAAGAACUGUACGUCUCUCAGGAGUCACGGAUUGUUUCUCAUAUCAAUAUCAGAUCACAGAAACAAGAUCAUCUGGUACCUGUUGUUAAGGUAAAUGAGGUAUUGAACUUGGCCAUGUUGACUGGUAUCAAACAAAUCUAUCCCCUGGGAAUAUAUCUUGUGUCUGAAGAUGGAGGUGCCAGAGAUGUCACUUAUAACACAGCUUGUCAUUCUGUAGAGGAAGAUAUAAUGAAGGUUGCCUCUAACUGUUCCUAUAUCUAUUUGGAUGGAACUGAAAGGCGUGGAUCACACAACGUCACGAUCAUCACAAAGUCAGGACAUCACACAGCAUUUAUCCACCUGACAGUGUGGAUUCCCAUGACUCCACUGGAUAUCAGUCUGUCUGACAACAAACUCAGUCUGAUUAGAGGCUGGAAAGUAGCAUCUACAAGAGGGAAGAAUAGUAAGAAAAGAUCAAGAAAUAAACGUUUAGUAGACCUUGGUAUGCUGACUCAUCCAAGUGUUUAUCUAAGAGAUGGUGGAAAGAAAUACAAAGGCUGCCAUUUACGUUACCAACAAGCAGAGCUAGACAUCUAUGGUGUGUUUUAUAUCGCCACAUCCUCUGGAAUUGAUUAUUUUAAAGGGAAGAAAGUCGCACUAAAGCUGACCGAUCUGCUACAAAACAGACUUAGGGUGUCUGACCCUAGGAUAGCUCAACUGAAAGAUGGCGUUAUACAAGGUGUUGGACCAGGUGUCACAGAGAUCCAGGUUUUGUCUCCUAAUGGCCACAGUAUAGCUAUAUCAGAAGUACGUGUUGGUAGUGACAAAGUUUCCCUGACCAGACUGGUUAUAAAUGUGAUCACUGGGGUAACUGUAGAUGUACUGGGUUCCAGUGAAGUACCAGGAGCACUUCUUAUAAAGGCUCAUAUAGAUAGCCAGUUUAGAACAGAGUACCAGGAAGGAAUCAUCAAUAUAGCUCUGCAGUUUUCUGAUGAAACCAGGAUACCCCUGAAACAUGUCAACCCUGACGAUUAUCACCUGGCUGUAUCUACAUCCUACCGCCAUCUUGUAGGUGUGGUUAAAGAUAGUAAACCCUAUCAACCGAGAAUUGUGGCUAUCAAGGAGGGACGUGGAGAGCUGUUCAAAAUAGAAUUCAAAUUAGGGAAGAAAUGUCACAAAAAGAAGACCCUCCCGUUGCAGACCGAUAUUGUUAUUAUUAAUGCUGAUUUCUCUCUUCCAAAUACAAUACAGACUGAUCAGACAUUAAAUGAUUGGCCUGAUCAUGGAAACCAGCCCAGUGAGAGACGGGAAAGCAAGCGACUAGACAAACCCAUUUACAGCUUUAAGUCCUCACAAAAAGACGAAGCACAUGACAAAAAAGAUAAGGGAAAAUACAGUAAAAAGAGUUCACCAGAUUCUCAAGUGUAUGGUAUUGGCAUUGAUCUUAAUGAAAACUUAAAACAAAUGGCUCGAUCCUCCAAAAAUAUGGCUCAAAAUUUACAAAAUGAACCUGAAAAGAAGCGGGCUGAAAAUCCAGGACUCUCUCCAUUGGAAGUUGGAAUGUAUGUUUUGUUAGCAGUGUUUGGUGUUGUGUUUACUGUUUUCUUUAGCAUUGUUUUAAUGUACAGACAUAAAAAGAAGCAUGCCACAAAUAAAAAUAAAGGUGGUACUGUGGCACAAGCCAAUGACUGGGUAUGGAUAGGACGUGCCACUUUAGAACGUAAUGCCAUCAAUACACAGUGUUCACAGGCUCUCAUGCCUGAUAAUGAUUUCAAUGGAAAUCGACCCGUACCAGUGGACAGUGGCAUCCAUUCUGGUGUCCACUCGGGAGUCCACUCAGCACAGAGUAGCAAUCGUAACAGCUUUGUGUCUACUAUAAAAGGAUCAGAAUGUAGUAUCCGCAUCACUGCCAAUCCACUGCCUGAAGAGCUACCAACAAACAAUAACAAUGCCAACAGGGAACCAGAGUGGGAUUAUGAAGCAAUGGGUAUGAACUAUGACCAGCUGGCAGACUAUUUUGAUAACCUUAAAGAAUCUACUGCUUAAAAUGAAAUAGUUAAACCUUGACCUUGUUCAGCAGGUCAUUAAGUUGAGUUGUGAACUUAUUUUUAUUGAGAAACUAGCAGUUCAGAUAUUAGUUUGAAUUGGGUCAGUUAAGUUAUAAGAAUAUUGUUUGUAAGAAUUGUUAUAAUUAUAUUUCAUGUAUAUAUAGACAUCAAUGAAAUCCACAAUGUCAUUCCUCAUCUUCAGAUUUUCAUGAUUUGAUUUGGAAAAACAUUUUUAACACUAUCUCCUUUACCAAAAAGUCAUUGACAAAGGGAGAUAAUAUAUUAUUCUCUUGUGUAAAUUUUGAGUUUUACACUUUUUCGAUAUGUGAUACAUUAAACAUUAUCUUCUUAUCUCCCUUUACCCAUGUUGACAGCAAAAAUUUUAAUAGACAAAGGGAGACAAUUAUUAAUCUCCUAGAUAACAUGAUACUUGCCUCAUUUAUUUCAAAAAUAUUAUUCAUAAGCAAAAUUAGAGUCAUCAAACUUGGGUUUUAUUUCAAAAUCAACUGUUUAAUUUAGAAUAUUUAUUUUUUUCGAAAUCCCAAACAAUAGAAUUGAUAUUUUAUCAGAUAAUAAUAUAUCUUAUAAAUAAAACUUUGAUAAUAAUAAUGAAAUCAACCUUUGUGUCUUCAAAUCAGAAAUUUCUUUCAUGACAAUAUUUGAAUUAUAAUUGAAUGUAAAUAAAAAGUUAUAUUUUUUUUAGGGUAAAAUAAAUUAUUUCAAAUUCAUAUUAGACUAGUAGUACCUGAGCAACAGGCAAUUAAAGUUCAAACAAUUCAUUAUCAUGACUCUUCAAAUCAAAGAGCUAAAUCAGGGCACUUGUUGAUUUCCAAUUUUGCAUGCAGCUUUAUUAACUGACGUUAAAAGCAAUAGACCUCAAAAUAUUAAAUUAGUUAUCAAUGUCUUUCUAAAAACAGACCUUUGUUUUUUUCACCAAUAAAUUGGAUGCUGAAAAUGAUAUCUGUAUAUGCAAUCUGCUUGUCAACACAGUUAAACUAUCCAAUUAACAAAAGAACUAUUUCAGUAUUUCAUUUUGUCAAUUUUAAUUUUGGAUUUGGUCAAAAUUGAUAUAAGAUUUUGUAAUUCAAUUUGCUUGGAAGUCACAUUUUUUUUGAAAGCUUAGUUCUAUGAAUUGAGGUUAACUCAAGACAAAAAGAAUAGUUUUUGUAUGAUCUUGUUCUUCUUAACUCUAUACUUCUUCCAUUUGUUACUCAUGCUUGCCAUUUUUAUAGAUUUUUUGUUAGUUAUGCAUUUACAUAGAUUUUUAGGUGCAAUGAACCGUGUUAUUUAUCUUUUAUGGGCUAUAUUUGUAAGCUUUAUGUAAUUUCGUACUGUAUCGAUUAUUGAUAUAUUAUGGAAUAAGUUAUUUUAUUCAUAAUGAUGGUAAGGUAAUUUUUUUUAUUUUAAUAAUUGUUAGUAAUAAAAAAGAAUUAAAAAAUGUUAAUAAAAAAAAUACACAAAUAUGGUCAACUUCUGGAAAUUUCACUACUUUUGUUUUGAGAUAUAAAUUAUCUGCUGGAAAAUGUAUUUUUAGAUCUGAUUUUCACGAACUUAUUUUGAUAUUAAGUGUGCCAUACAAUAUGACCAUAUAUAUAAUGUUUUACAAUAAAUGAUAUAUAUCUGGUAAAAAAUUAAUAAAGUGAUAGUUUUUUUUCUUUGUAUACAGAUUAGGAAGAGUGUCCAAUGACAUUUUACUGCUUGAAAAUGUUUUUUUAAUGUUUAUAGAUAGACUUGUUUAUGCUGUAAACUGAAUUCAUUUUCACUAUUAACAAUGAUUAACCAUGCAGCACAAACCUGACAAAAAGACCUUCUGUUCAUAUAGAAAGGCCAGUAAUUAGGAACCUGUUGUCUGAUUGUCCAAAUAUUUUUUUGUCCAAUGUCAUAAUCUUUGACCAAUAUUUAUUUGACUUUGGUCAUUUCAAUAACAUUCAAAAACAGACUUACAAACAAUUCAUGAGGUUCUGUAGUAGUACGUAAGAUUGAUAAUCAAAACUGUUGUUUCUUCCUUUCACCAUAAACCAAAAACAUUCUUGCUAUAUACCCUAUUGAUUAGCUUGGUCACAUACAUUUUAGAUAGAUUCAGAAAUAUCAGUUUUGAAUUUUUUAUGCUUUUCGUUUUAUUUUAUUAAUUAGGCAAUGGCUAAAUUUCUUCAUAGAUUCUACCAUUACACCAUUGAAAAUAGGGAAAUUCUAUGGUCCUUUUGAUCAUGAGAAUAUUUUUGAACACUUUAAUAAUAUCUUUUCAACAUUUUCUGCGACAAAGAAAAAUAAAAAAAAUUUGUUAAAGAAUACCAGACACAGAUUUUUUGCUAAUAUUUGUUGUUUUAUAAGUAGUGUUGUUAUUAUUUAUUAGUUGUUAAAUACUCAGUUGUACAUAGCUUAUUAUUUUUCUGCUGUACAUUGUUGCUGUAUUGUAAAUAAACAUGUACAAAUAUUGUAAAAGUUAAGAUUAUCUCCCCUUGUAUAUAUAAAAAAUUGUCUUUUACUUGUAUGUUCUGUGUAGGGUAAAAUCUCAAAAAGUCUUUAUGUAGUCUUGGAUGGUUCUAUUUAUAUUGAAUCAAAUAUAUGAAAUUUAAAUGUUACAAUUAAAAAAUGCCGGUCAUUUUAAAACUUUGCUGAAUACAUUGUUGAAAUGUUAUUUAGGGCUAACAGUAUCAUCAUUCAAUUAUUCUUCAGGCAGCCCUGAAAAAAAAUAUUUUUAAACUUUGAAAAGAUUAUUAAAAUGGAAAUUCUAGCAAUAAUUACUUUCUAUAUUCCUGUGGAGUAUAGCUCUUGACGUGGCCAGAUUAGUUUCAAUCCCUUUUACCUGGAUUUGAGUUCAGUUGCUUAAUGUGUAACAUUUUCCAUCAACUUCAAUAAAAACUAAGCUUUUUAAUACUUUUGGUUAAAAUUAAUUGUUGAACUGAGCUUUUUUUAAUUGAUGCACAAUUAAGAAAUAAUUUGAAUAUAUUUUUAGAAAACCCAGAAAACAUACUUUAUUGAUAUUUUGAUUCAUCAAGUCCUUGAAAACAAGGAGGUCACAUGACACAAGACUUUUUUUGAAUGAAUUUCAUCUGUUUCAUGAAUAGAAUUUUAAUCCUAGGUAUCAAUGAAUAUUAUAUUUGAAGAUAUUUUUGCUUAAAAUGAAGUAAAUUAUGCUAGUUGAAGAAAAGUACUUACCUGAAAUCAAUUGCCAUGGAGAUACCCACCAUAUAUUGAUUGUUUAAAUCCCACAAAUAGUUUAUAACCAUGGUGAUAUUUACCCACCAAUUAUUAUAUAUGUAUAACUCCAUAACUGCAGUGCUAGCUUUUCUGCAAACGGUGAUAUGUGCCCACCAAUUAUUGUUGUAAGAUCAUAAGUUUUACAUGUAUUUAUAAUGUGCUAUUGUUUAUUUAGGUAUUCAUGAAUACCACAUUAAAUUGUUAUUUUAUAAAA
This is a messenger RNA of Mytilus trossulus (common blue mussel), 6699 nucleotides long. Its product is annotated as transmembrane protein 132C-like. The record is from RefSeq and is a predicted model, not a curated record. NCBI's taxonomy places the organism in Eukaryota, Metazoa, Mollusca, Bivalvia, Mytilida, Mytilidae. The coding region runs from base 145 to 3282 and encodes 1045 amino acids. The transcript has 9 exons.